GAACGUGAUUAAUGGCGCAGCACGCAAUUGCGGCUGGCUAAGCUGUCUUUAACCAUCCAACUACAAAGAGAUUUAGCCACUGACAGACCCGCCGGCGAAGUUAAAGCUCCGGCAGAUCGCAUCGCAGCGGUUGCCAAGGUCGCCGGCGAGCCACGGGUACCUCGACAAAGGAACAUGGCCAUCAUAAAUUACUCCGCUGGAAGGGGAAACCCCAGCCCAUUGACAGGCCGACCCUCUUACGCAUGCUCCGACUGGUUGGUGACUAGAAUUCUCGCUAACUAACCACCAUAAAUACCACCGGAGCUCACGCAUCGGCAUCUCGCCGCCCCCUCUCGGUCCAACUCGAAAGAGCGCACGCGAACGCAGCCAUGGCGGAUUUGAAGGCUCCGGCCAAGGCGAGGAGGCUGGCGCCGCCCAUGUCGUGGCGGACGCGCCUGUCGAUCUUCGCCGCGGGUUACCUCACCGACGCCACCUGCCGCGCUGACGGCACAAUCAACCGCCGCCUGCUCACCUACCUCGACCCCGGCGUCCCGCCCUCCGCCGCCCCGCGCAACGGCGUCUCCUCCCGCGACAUCGACGUCGACCCCGCGACCCCGCUCCGGGCCCGCCUCUUCCACCCCGUGGGCCUGCCCGGCCCGCUCCCGGUUGUCCUGUUCUUCCACGGCGGCGGGUUCGCCUACCUCUCCGCGGCCUCCCUCGCCUACGACGCCGCGUGCCGCCGCAUCGCCAGGUACUGCGGCGCGGCCGUGCUGUCGGUUGACUACCGCCGCUCUCCGGAGCACCGGUUCCCGGCGGCGUACGACGACGGGUUCUCCGCGCUCCGCUUCCUCGACGACCCCAAGAAGCACCCCGCCGACGUCGCGCCCCUCGACGCCUCCCGCUGCUUCCUCGCCGGGGACAGCGCAGGCGCCAACAUCGCCCACCACGUCGCCCGCCGCUACGCCAUGUCCUCCCCGUCCUUCGCCAACGUCCGGAUCUCCGGCCUCAUCGCCAUCCAGCCCUUCUUCGGCGGCGAGGAACGGACUCCCUCCGAGCUCCAGCUGGAGGGCGCGCCCAUCGUGUCCAUCUCCCGCUGCGACUGGAUGUGGCGCGCCUUCCUCCCGCCAGGUGCCGACCGGACGCACGAGGCCGCGCACGCGGCUUCCCCUGCGGCCGCGGCCGGCAUCGACUCCCCGGCGUUCCCGCCGGCGGUGGUGGUGGUCGGCGGGUACGACCCGCUCCAGGAUUGGCAGCGGCGGUACUGCGGGAUGCUGACCUCCAAGGGAAAGAAGGUGCGGGUGCUGGAGUACCCCGAAGCCAUCCACGCCUUCUAUGUCUUCCCGGAGUUCGCCGAGUCCAAGGACCUCAUGCUGAGGAUGAAGGAGUUCGUCGCCGGGAGCGACGGCGGCAAGUGAGCGGCUCGCGCCAGUAUCGACAGUGUCAGUGUUCGCCUGUGUGGUCGGAAUUAGGAGAAGAGGAUUGGGUGUGCUGGCAUGACGUAUCUGGACCAUAGUACUCGUAGUGAAUAGCAGUAGUGCAGUACGGAUGACGACGUGUAAUAAGUGUUAUUUUUACUAAAUGACGGAUAUCCCUAAAUGA
Molecule: messenger RNA, 1578 nt
Organism: Triticum urartu
Lineage: Eukaryota; Viridiplantae; Streptophyta; Magnoliopsida; Poales; Poaceae
Product: putative carboxylesterase 18
Molecular function (GO): hydrolase activity
Source: RefSeq, a predicted model, not a curated record